CACUCUUAUAUGACAUCAUACUUCAUUCCAGUGUUUGAUUGAUUUGUUAUUUAUAUUAUUAGAGAGCUCUUAUGUGUGUAGGUUUUUCUCUUCUCCGUGUAAUUUGAGCUUAUUUAGCUCUCCGCCGUUUUAUAUAGUGCAGUGUUUAUUGUAACAUUUUUUAGUGCGUUAUCGAAGAUACCGGCUGGUUGCACAAAAAUUUAAUAUAAAAUUGUUAUAUUUUCAUGUGAUUGUAAUUAAUAACAAACAGCCAAUUAUUUUUGAACCUUUACCUAUAUUUUCUCCCAUCGUGUUUCUCCAAUAAUGGCUAAUCAUGAAGACGACAAAAGUGAAGGUUCUGCCGAAAUGGAGGUCGAAAACGAGAGAGAAGAUUCUGAGGAGCCUGAGAAGAUAUUAAUUAUAGAUCCUAAUAGCGAAGAACUAGAUUUCAAUCAUUCAAGAUUAACCAAAUUAGAAAAUCUAGAACCUCUGACACAAAUACGCAGAUUAUGCUUCACGUGGAAUCUUAUAAAGAAAAUAGAAAAUCUUGAUACACUUACUACUUUGGUGGAAUUAGAACUGAGAGAUAAUCAAAUUACAUGCAUAGAAAAUCUGGACGCUCUUGUGAAUCUGGAACUUUUGGACUUAUCAUUUAAUCGUAUUAAGAAGAUAGAAGGAUUGGAGAAUUUAUUAAAUCUACAGAAGCUAUUUUUAUCAUCCAAUAAGAUUUUACAUAUUGAGAACGUUUCGCAUUUGGCAAAUCUCACAACACUGGAAUUAGGUGAUAACAAAAUACGUGAAAUUGAGAAUUUAGAAGGUUUUCAAAAGCUAACUAAUUUGUAUCUUGGUAAAAACAAAAUCACGAAAAUUCAAAAUCUGGAAAGUUUGAAAAAUCUCACCUUAUUAAGUCUGCAAAGUAAUCGGAUUACAAAGAUUGAGAAUAUCGAGGAAUUAAAAAAAUUGGAUCAAUUGUACUUAUCUGAAAAUGGUAUAACAUGUAUAGAAGGCAUAGAAAAUUGCCCAGGAUUAACAACAUUUGAUCUAGCAAAUAAUAAAAUUAAAAAAAUUCAAAAUAUGGAUCAUCUUGAAAAUUUGGAAGAAUUUUGGAUGAAUAAUAAUGAAAUUGAAGAUUGGAACACAUUGGAGAAUUUAACAGCCAACAAAAAAUUACAGACUGUGUAUCUAGAGUAUAAUCCUAUUGCAAAGGAUCCAAAUUACAGAAGAAAAAUUAUGCUAUUACUGCCAUGGCUCGAACAGUUGGAUGCAACUCUUUGUAAGAGAAAGACAGGUCAACAGUGGAAAGAAUAACAAUAAGUAAAAUAUAGCAGAAAGUAACUAUAAAUAGCAAAAUCGCAAAUUGUGUUUACAAAGGAUACAUGCAAUGGAAUUCAAA
Molecule: messenger RNA, 1372 nt
Organism: Nylanderia fulva
Lineage: Eukaryota; Metazoa; Arthropoda; Insecta; Hymenoptera; Formicidae
Product: protein phosphatase 1 regulatory subunit sds22
Molecular function (GO): protein binding
Source: RefSeq, a predicted model, not a curated record